Trichomycterus rosablanca is the source of this 8738-nucleotide messenger RNA. It is a transcript of the gene tenm2a, whose product is annotated as teneurin transmembrane protein 2a. NCBI's taxonomy places the organism in Eukaryota, Metazoa, Chordata, Actinopteri, Siluriformes, Trichomycteridae. The transcript has 30 exons. The record is from RefSeq and is a predicted model, not a curated record. Gene Ontology annotation, biological process: signal transduction; heterophilic cell-cell adhesion; neuron development. Gene Ontology annotation, molecular function: cell adhesion molecule binding; protein homodimerization activity; protein heterodimerization activity. The coding region runs from base 419 to 8704 and encodes 2761 amino acids. Gene Ontology annotation, cellular component: neuron projection; membrane.
CGCUGCCUGUGGAAGCUUCCAGUCUCCGUCACCUCACCCCGCCUGAGGUGCGGCGGACACCGCGUUCAUUCCGAUACUAAACCACUUUGGGUAUUAACCGACUAGACACACACUGCGCUCCUAGACCUGAGACGCCUGAACUUGUACAAACCGGACCCAGAACCCUCUUUAUCGCUAAAGCUGGAACACCUCGCCAUUAAACGGCUUUUCUCGUCAUCGUUAUUAACCGCCAAAUCUGUUACGCCGACAGGAAAGAAAAGUAGCCGUUAGUCGAGUUCGCUGAGGAGACGGUGUUUCCUGAGGGAAAGAAAAGUUUCCUCAGGGAAAUGAAGGUGCUGUAGAAGCUACGGUCUUCAGUACAGGUGAGGGAGCAGACAUUUUACUAAGUGCUUCACCUUCAACAGCUUCUACAGCAGCCAUGGACCUGAGGGAGCGUAGACAUCGCUCUUUGACUCGUGGCCAUUGUGCCAAAGAGCUCCAGUUUACCACUUCAACCCUUGAUGUGCCCACACAGAAAUCCUUCAGAUCCAGCGAGACUCUUAAAGCAUUUGAACAGGAGGCACGUUUGCCAUACGGAGCCUGUGUGGCCAACAUAGUACACCACGAAGCAGACGAGUACUCUAGACAAGGAGGAAACUUCACCCUGGCAGAGUUAGGAAUCUGUGAGCCUACACCUCACCAGAACACCUACUGCCCCAACCUGGGGCUUCUGCAGCAUGGCUACUCACUCAACGCUGGCUCUGAUGCCGACUCCGAUCCCGAAGGUCCCAUCUCUCCAGACAGAGCCAUGCAACUGUGGAGCACCCGCAACGUCAAUUCCCGCCACAGCUCCGGUCAGUCUAGCCGCGAGAACUCGGCCCUGACCCUUACCGAUUCGGAAAAUGAACACAAGUCAGACGACGAAGCAGGUCGUACCCUCCCUCCUUCUACUGCCUCCUCUAGCCUGCUGCCCCCAGCACCCUCUCCUCCCUCUGCUCCCCACCACCAAGCUCCGCCCACCAUAAGAGAGUGCCAGGUGCCACUGCUGGACAACAGCUCUGUCCACACCAUGCUGGAGCCCCAUCCAGAGGACCAAAUUUCUCCCAACUCAUACCUGCUGAGGGCCCAGACUACCACAGGAGCGUCGAACCACCACAGCCAGUCGACCCUGCGGCCUCCACUGCCUCCACCUCACAACGCCCAGUCUCUCUCCCACCAUCAGACCUCGGCCAACUCGCUGAACCGCAACACACUGAGCAGCAGACGCAACCCUGUUCACGUUCCAUCCACUGCCCCUGGGGAGGCACCAACCACCCCUGAGUCAGUGCAGCUGCAGGACAGCUGGGUGCUUAACAGCAACGUACCGCUGGAGACAAGGCACUUCCUUUUCAAGACAUCAUCGGGGACCACACCACUUUUCAGCAGCUCUUCUCCAGGAUACCCUCUGACUUCUGGCACAGUGUACUCACCUCCACCCAGGCUCCUACCCAGGAACACGUUUUCCCGAAGCGCCUUUAAGCUGAAAAAGCCCUCUAAGUAUUGCAGCUGGAAAUGUGCGGCUGUGACAGCCAUCGCUGCCGCCACCGUACUGGCCAUCCUGCUGUCCUACUUCAUUGCUUUAAACCUGUUGGGGCUGACCUGGCAGCUGAAGCCUGUGGAAGCUCCCGUGCUGAGCCACGGCCUGGGCGCAGCGGGCAUGCCUGGCACCAGUGAUGAUACCACAGGGCCCUCUGGAGGCAGAGCACCAGGGGCAUUUCGCAACAGCAGCAUAGAUACAGGCAAUCUGGAGGUAGGACGUCGAGUGACCCAGGAUGUGCCACCAGGAGUGUUCUGGAGGGCUCUGCUUCAUCUCAGUCAGCCCCAGUUUCUCAAAUUCAACAUCUCCCUGGGGAAAGAUGCACUUUUUGGGGUCUAUAUUCGCAAAGGACUGCCUCCAUCCCAUGCGCAGUAUGACUAUAUGGAGCGAUUAGAUGGGAAAGAGAAAUGGAGCGUGGUGGAGUCUCCUCGGGAGAGACGUAGUAUCCAGACUGUGGUUCUAAACGAAGCCGUGUUUGUGCAAUAUCUGGACCCGGGCACAUGGCACCUAGCUUUUUAUAAUGAUGGAAAGGAGAAAGAGUCUGUGUCCUUCAGCACGGCUAUAUUGGAUUCAGUGCAAGAGUGCCCGCGUAAUUGCCAUGGCAACGGCGAGUGCGUGUCAGGAGUGUGUCACUGCUUCCCUGGCUUCCACGGUAUGGACUGCUCGAAAGCUGCUUGUCCGGUGCUCUGCAGUGGUAAUGGGCAGUAUGAUAAAGGCUCAUGUACCUGCUACAGUGGUUGGAAGGGACCGGAGUGUGACAUUCCUAUAAAUCAGUGUAUUGAUCCUCAGUGUGGUGGCCACGGGACCUGCACAGAGGGAACUUGUGUCUGCUCAGUGGGCUACAAGGGGGAGAACUGUGCUGAAGUGGACUGUCUGGACCCAACCUGCUCCAACAAUGGCAUAUGUGUGAGUGGUGAGUGCCACUGCAAACCAGGCUGGGGAGGAUCACACUGUGAGCUGCCCAGAGCCCAGUGCCCAGACCAGUGCCAUGGGCAUGGUACCUUCAUCCCUGAGACAGGCUUGUGCAGCUGUGACCCCGACUGGAUGGGUCCCGACUGCUCUAUAGAGGUGUGCUCAGUGGACUGCGGGACUCAUGGAGUGUGUAUGGGUGGCUCAUGUCGCUGUGAAGAGGGCUGGACAGGUGAGGCAUGUGACCAGCGAGUGUGUAGCCCACUGUGUGUGAAACACGGUACCUGCAAGGAUGGAAAGUGCGAGUGUCAUCAGGGCUGGAAUGGAGAGCACUGCACUAUCGAUGGCUGUCCCAAUCUGUGUAAUGGCAACGGGCACUGCACCAUGGGUCAGAACAGCUGGCACUGCGAGUGCAAGACAGGCUGGAGGGGCAACGGGUGCAAUGUUGCCAUGGAGACUUCCUGCGCAGACAAUAAAGACAAUGAAGGAGAUGGUCUGACGGACUGCAUGGACCCAGAUUGUUGCAUCCAGAGCCCGUGUCAGAACAGCCCACUGUGUCGAGGCUCUCGAGACCCACUGCAGGUGAUCCAGCAGAGCCAGCUGCCCCUGCAGAAGGUCCGCUCCUUCUACGAGCGUGUCAACAUGCUGGUGGGACGAGACAGCACACAUAUCAUUCAGGGAGAAAACCCCUUCAACGCCAGUCUGGCGUCCCUGAUCAGAGGUCAGGUACUGACUACAGAUGGAACCCCACUGGUAGGGGUUAACGUAUCCUUCGUCAAGUACCCUCACUAUGGAUACACGCUCACCCGACAAGAUGGAACCUUUGACCUCAUUGCUAACGGAGGCGCCUCUCUUACGCUGCAUUUCGAACGAGCCCCUUUUCUUAGCCAGGAGCGUACAGUGUGGCUGCCCUGGAACAACUUCUAUGCCAUGGAUACCCUUAUGAUGAAGACAGAGGAGAACACUAUCCCAGGCUGUGACCUGAGCGGGUUUGUGAGGCCUGAUCCAGUGGUGGUGGCCUCACCACUGUCAUCAUUCUUUAGCUCCAGACCCGGAGAGAGGCCCAUCAUCCCUGAGACUCAGGUUCUUCAUGAGCUAAUUGAAAUCCCGGGCACCAAUCUGAAACUUUGUCACCUGAGCUCACGGGCAUCAGGCUACCGUUCUCUGCUGAAGAUCACAAUGACCCAGGCCGUUGUUCCUCUCAGCCUGAUCAAGGUGCACCUGAUGGUGGCUGUGGAGGGUCACCUCUUCCAGAAGUGGUUUCACUCUUCGCCUAACCUGGCAUACACCUUCAUAUGGGACAAGACUGAUGCUUACGGACAGAGAGUUUAUGGUCUUUCUGAAGCUGUGGUGUCUGUGGGUUAUGAAUAUGAGACAUGCCCUAGUCUGGUGCUGUGGGAGAAGAGGACAGCUGUACUGCAGGGAUAUGAACUGGAGCCCUCGAACCUUGGAGGAUGGUCUCUGGACAAACAUCACAUCCUUAACCUUCGCAGUGGCAUCCUCCAUAAAGGAAGCGGGGAGAACGUCUUUGUUUGCCAGCAGCCCCCAGUCAUCACCAGUGUUAUGGGAAAUGGGCGUCGGCGAAGUAUCUCAUGCCCGAGCUGUAACGGGCUGGCAGAUGGAAAUAAGCUGUUAGCGCCGGUUGCACUAGCAGUGGGGAUCGACGGCAGCCUCUACGUGGGCGACCUGAAUUUUGUGCGCAGGGUGUACCCGUCCCUCAAUACCACUCGUGUGCUGGAGCUCAGAAAUAAGGAUUUUCGACACAGCAACAACCCAACACACAAGUACUUCCUGGCUGUAGACCCCGUUACAGGAGCUUUGUUCAUCUCAGACACAAACUCUAGGAGAAUUUUUCGAGUCCGUACGCUUACCGGUGGCCGACUUCUGGCUGAUAAUGCAGAGGUGGUAGCAGGCACCGGAGAGCAGUGUCUGCCCUUCGACGAGCGCUGUGGGGAUGGAGGCAAGGCUCUGGAGGCCACCCUGAUGAGCCCCAAAGGUAUUGCUGUUGACAAAAAUGGUCUGAUGUACUUUGUGGAUGCCACCAUGAUCAGAAAAGUGGACCAGAAUGGCAUUAUCUCUACACUACUGGGUGCUAAUGACCUCACUGCUGUACGCCCACUCAGCUGUGACACCAGCAUGGAUGUCAGCCAGGUGCGUUUGGAGUGGCCCACCGACCUCGCUGUCAAUCCAAUGGACAACUCACUGUAUGUUCUGGAGAAUAAUGUAAUCCUGCGCAUCACUGAAAACCACCAGGUUAGCAUUGUGGCCGGACGACCGAUGCACUGCCAGGUGCCGGGCAUUGACUACUCCCUCAGCAGGUUGGCUAUUCACUCAGCCCUGGAAAGUGCCACAGCCAUUGCUGUGUCCCAUUCAGGUGCGCUUUACAUUGCUGAAAGUGAUGAAAAGAAGAUCAACCGUGUGCGGCAGGUCAGCGCUAACGGUGAGAUCUCAUUGUUAGCUGGCGCCACCUCUGAAUGUGACUGCAAGAACGACGUCAACUGCAAUUGUUUCGCAGGAGACGAAGGCUACGCCACUGAUGCCAGCCUCAAUGCGCCCACCUCACUAGCGGUGGCACCCGACGGCACACUGUACAUUGCAGACCUAAACAAUAUUCGCAUUCGUGCCGUGCGUGCUAACCGUCCAGGACCGAACGCAGCAGGCCACUAUGAGGUGGCAUCACCGCGGGAACAGGAGCUCUAUGUGUUCAGUGAAGAGGGCCUCCACCUGCAAACUUUCAGCCUCGUGAGUGGAAUGAGUCUCUACAACUUCACGUACACACCUGAUGGAGAGCUGGCCGCUGUGGUGGAUAACUGCAACAACACAGUGCAGGUGCGCAGGGAGGGCGGUGGCCUGGGUGGAGCCAGCACUGUCAGACUACACUUUCUGCCCGACAACCAGGUGCUGACCCUGGGAAUGGAUGCAACAGGAAGCCUGCGCUCCAUCUCUGUCCCCGACCAGGAGAUUGUACAACUGACUUACAGUGGCAGCACAGGCCUGCUGGCCAGCAAGGCAGAUGAAACGGGUUGGACCACUUUUUAUGAGUAUGACAGCGAGGGGAGACUCACCAAUAUGACCUAUCCAACUGGAAUGGUGACCAGCCUGCACAGAGAAAUUGAGAAAUCCAUUAACAUUGAUAUUGAGAGCUCAAACAGAGAUGAUGAUGUCACCGUCAUCACCAAUCUCUCAUCGGUUAAGGCUUCCUACACCGUGGUGCAAGAUCAAGUACGGAACAGCUACCAGCUGUGUAACAACGGCACUUUGAGAGUGAUGUUUGCAAAUGGAAUGGGCAUCAGCUACCACACAGAACCUCAUAUCCUGGCUGGCUCAGUGAGCCCCACCAUCGGCCGCAGAAACAUCACCCUGCCCACUGACAACGGCCUCAAUUCCAUAGAGUGGCGAUUACGGAAGGAACUCACCAAGGGCAAGAUCACUGUGUUCGGCAGGAAACUAAGGGCCCACGGACGCAACUUGCUCUCCAUCGACUUUGACAGGAACACACGGACAGAGAAGGUCUACGAUGACCACAGGAAGUUUACGCUAAGGAUCACGUAUGACGCUCAGGGCAGACCUGCCAUCUGGCAGCCUAGUAGCAGCCUGGCUGUGGUCAAUGUGUCCUACUCUUCCACUGGACGUCUGGUGGGUCUGCACCGCGGCAGCAUGAGUGAGAGGACCGAGUCCGACCCACAUGGACGUAUCCUCUCACGCACAUUUGUAGAUGGCAAAGUGUGGAGCUACAGUUACCUUGAUAAGUCCAUGGUGCUGCUCCUGCAGAGUCAAAGGCAGUACAUCUUUGAGUUUGAUGCAUCUGAUCGUAUCAAUGCAGUCACGAUGCCAAGUGUGGCCCGACACACCAUGUUUACCCACGUAUCCAUCGGCUACAUCCGAAACACUUAUAACCCUCCAGAAAGCAAUGCCUCUGUAAUCUACGACUUCAGUGAGAAUGGCCGUCCACAAGCCACGUACUUCCUGGGUACAGGACGGCGUGUACUCUACAAGUAUGGCAAACUGUCCAAGCUCUCAGAAAUACUGUAUGACAGCACAGCUGUUACUUUUGGUUAUGAUGAAACAUCUGGUGUCCUGAAGAUGGUCAAUCUGCAGAGUGGUGGCUUCUCCUGCACCAUAAGAUACCGUAAGAUGGGUCCACUUGUGGAUAAACAAAUCUACCGUUUCUCUGAGGAAGGCAUGGUAAACGCUCGCUUUGACUACACCUACCAUGACAACAGCUUCCGCAUAGCCAGCAUGAAGCCUGUGAUCAGCGAGACGCCACUGCCUGUGGACCUGUACCGCUAUGACGAGAUCUCCGGCAAAGUGGAGCAUUUUGGAAAGUUUGGAGUAAUCUACUAUGACAUCAAUCAGAUCAUCACCACAGCCGUGAUGACAUUAAGCAAGCAUUUUGAUGCACAUGGCAGGAUAAAAGAGGUGCAGUAUGAGAUUUUUAGGUCGCUCAUGUACUGGAUGACGGUGCAGUAUGAUAACAUGGGUCGUGUCAUCAAACGCGAGCUGAAAAUAGGACCAUAUGCCAACACCACACAGUACCGCUAUGAGUAUGAUGGUGAUGGGCAGCUUAGCGGAGUCAAGGUCAAUGACUGGUCUACUUGGCGCUAUAGCUAUGACCUUAAUGGCAAUCUGCACCUGCUGAACCCAGGCAACAGUGCCCGUCUUAUGCCUCUGCGCUACGACCUGAGAGACCGCAUCACCCGUCUGGGCGACAUGCAGUACAAGCUGGACGAGGAUGGUUUCCUCAGUCAGAGGGGUACGGACAUCUUCGAAUACAACUCUAAAGGGCAACUGGUGCGAGCCUAUAGCCGGGCAGCAGGGGGAUGGAGUGUGCAGUACCGCUACGACGGCCUCGGAAGAAGAGUCUCCUCUAAGAAUAGUCUGGGCCAGCACCUGCAGUUCUUCUACGCUGACCUGAACAAUCCGGUACGGGUCACGCAUGUGUUCAACCACUCCAGCUCAGAAAUCAGCUCGCUCUACUAUGACCUGCAGGGCCAUCUGUUUGCCAUGGAGGUGAGCAGCGGCGAAGAGUACUAUAUAGCAUCAGACAACACGGGCACACCACUAGCCGUUUUCAGCAGCAAUGGGCAGAUGAUCAAGCAGGUGCAGUACACGGCCUACGGUGAGGUGUAUCACGAUUCCAACCCAGAGUUCCAGCUGGUCAUUGGAUUCCACGGCGGCCUUUAUGAUUCGCUGACCAAGCUGGUGCACUUCACACAGAGGGACUACGACGUGUUAGCUGCCAGAUGGACGUCACCUGAUUACACCAUGUGGCCAAAGAUCAGCAAGGACCUGGCACCAUUUAACUUGUACAUGUUCAAGAACAAUAAUCCUCUUAGUGAUAUGCUGGAUGUGAAGAAUUAUGUCACAGACGUAAAGAGUUGGCUAGUGAUGUUUGGCUUUCAGCUCAAUAACAUCAUCCCAGGCUUUCCUAAACACCAUUUGCACUUUGUGGAUCCUCCAUAUGAGCUCCAAGCCAGUCUGGAGUGUGAACAUGGCCAGAUGAUGACUGGAGUCCAGCAGGAGGCUGAAAGACACAGCCAGGCUUUCAUGGCAUUAGAGGGCCAGCUGCUCAAUAAAGAACGACGAAACAAAUGGGACAAACCAGGUCAUUGGUUUGGCACAGUUCCAUCCAUCAUUGGGCGUGGCAUGAUGUUGGCUGUGAAGGAGGGCCGUGUUGUAACGGGGGUCUCUGGCAUGGCCAGCGACGACAGCAGGAAAGUUGCUCUGGUGCUCAACAAUGCGGUCUACUUGGAGGGCACACACUACAUACAGGAUGGUCACGACUGCCACUUUUUCGUGAAGAUCGGUUCACCUGAUGCAGACCUACUGGUACUGGGGCUCAGUAAUGGGCGGAAGGUGCUGGAGGGUGCUGGAAUCAAUGUGACAGUUAGUGGGCGCUCACGACGCGGUGUCACUGUGGAACUGCGGACAACGGCUCUUUCACUUAGUGUGCGCUACGGCCUGACACAGGACACACAGGAGGAGGAGCACGCCCGCUUGCUAGAGCUGGCACGCCAGCGUGCACUGGCUGGUGCCUGGCUGCGAGAGCAGCAAAGGACACGUGAUGGCAAGGAGGGAAGUCGUUUGUGGACCGAGGGUGAGAGGCAGCAACUGCUCUCCACAGGGAGAGUACAGGGCUAUGAUGGUUAUUAUGUGUUACCUGUGGAGCAAUACCCUGAACUGGCAGAUAGCAGCACUAACAUCCAGUUCCUCAGACAGAAUGAGAUGGGCAGGAGGUAACAGAACUAUGAGCCCUGACGAUUUUCUGCGUUUC